ACGUCGCUCUUUUGCGCUAGAGGCUCGAGGGAGGUACACUGCGCCCUUUGACGAUCAGAGGAGGAGGAGGAGGUGGAGGAAGAGGCUUCACUGUGGCGCGCGCGAUGGCGAGACGCUGCUGUGGACUUGCGGGGCAGCCAAGUGGACCGCGGCUGUGAAAACACUUCCUCCGAGGCAACAUAGAGACCUGCUGAAGUAAGCAUCAAUCAAGUGCAUCAUCAGCCGACCCAGAAAAUCAGUUCUAUACACCUGUGGUACCCUGGAUUGGCUAUCACGGCCCUGAACAGAGUCGACUACUUUUAACAUCAGGGGAGCAACUGAAAGGAGAGGAGUUCAAACAAGUAUCUGUGCAAGGCAUCGCAUCAAAAAAUAACCUACACAUGACUGAACUAGUACAUUUUUAGGACAAUUAUGUUUGUGUAGCUAAUUAAUACAACCAAAGGACAACUUGAAGAUUCACUGCUAAUGUGAGCAUCCUGGAUUGCUAUUGACUCCCAUAAAAGAUCCUUGAGCUCAAUACCACCAGUCUUGGGACUGUCUGGCCAAAGUGCCGCCUUUUAGUGUUGGAGAAGAGUGUUCUGAAUUCGGCCUCUGGAAGCUUGGUGAAGAUGACUUGAGUUGGCAGGCCUAACAACCCCUUACUCACAGAUUGAGCGAGAGAGCCCGGCAGUAAGAAAACACUGCUCAGAAUGUGGUGGCCCUGAGCCAUGCUGGUGUUGCUACUGGAGGCCUGUAGUAAAAAAAAAAAAAAAAAAUCAUUCUCCCUAUCAUCUUUCGUCCAAGCUGAGGAAGAUCUCACGGCCCCAAGGAACUAGACUAUAUAUCUGAACGGCUCAAGGAAGAAGGUGCAUCAAAACCUACUUAGACAUCUGUAGUCACUCAAACAAGACAAACCAAAACUGCGCCCAACCAAUUCUUCAAGGUACACACACGUUCGGCAAAAGUGAAAGGGACAGACUGAGCAGGAGCUGGGCAUCAACAUGGCAACUGAAAGUCUUGCCGAGCUUCGUGAUUGGCUUUUCCUCCUCCUGCUAUGUCUCACCUUCUUGGCUGAGGUACUUGAACUGGCUGCAGCCGCAAUUGCCUUGGAGACGGGUGAGGGAGAUGGAGGAAUUGUUUGUCCCUCAGUCUGCCGCUGCGAUGAGGGUUUUGUCUACUGCAAUGACCGUGGACUCGGUCUAAUUCCUCCUCUACCGUUGACGGCUGCCAUUCUCUACCUGCAAAGCAACAGACUGAGUAAUGCCGGCCUGCCUCCAUCAUUAGAACGCAGCACUUCCAUUCGAGUGAUUUACUUAUAUGCCAACCAGUUGGAUGAAUUCCCCGUACACCUUCCACCUUCAUUACGAGAGCUCCAUUUGCAGGAUAACAACAUACGAACGUUACCACGAUCAUCUCUGGCCAAAUUACCCCUCCUGGAGCGUUUACACUUGGAUGAUAACUCAAUAUCUACAGUUAGCAUCCAGGAACGUGCUUUUUCUGGGACUCCACGGCUCAGAUUGCUGUUUCUCUCUCGAAACCAUUUGUCAAGCAUCCCUGCAGGCUUGCCCGCAUCCUUGGAGGAGCUGCGAUUAGACGACAACAGAAUAAACACAAUUCCCACCCAUGCCUUCCGAGGGCUCUCCUCCUUACGACGCUUGGUCUUGGAUGGGAAUCUACUGGCAAACACACGCAUUGCAGAUGACACUUUUUCGCGCCUCUCCAAUCUGACAGAGCUGUCACUAGUCCGAAAUGCCUUGCAGUCUCCACCAGUCAACCUACCUUCAACUCAUCUUGUUCGGCUCCAUUUACAGGAUAACGGAAUGACUCAUAUACCACGAGGUGCUCUGGAUGGAAUGCGACGGCUCCAGAAGCUAGACCUAUCGGGAAACAAUUUAACCACUCUCCCUCGAGGGCUUCUUAAGGAUGCAGACAGUCUGGAGUUGCUGCUGCUGCGAGGAAACCCUUGGUACUGUAGUUGCAGUCUUCGCUGGCUCCAUGCAUGGCUUCAUAGCUGGGGGGCUGCUGUUACAGUCAGGGGUUUGACCUGUCAGGGACCAGAGGCAGUGAAGGGCCAGUCCCUAAAAGACCUUACCUAUCUGAUGCAACAGUGUGAAGGACCACCAGGUGGUCCGGGUGCUGGAGUUGUGGGGAAUCCAUCAGAAAAAAAUGGAGAAGGUGAUGAUAGUGUUGGAGUGGAUGGAAAAGCCGUGGUCUCAUUUCCCCAUGGCAGCACCACCACCAACUCUUUGCUGGUCCCCACACAAGGUUCCCUCUUUACAUUGCGAGCUAAACGGCCAGGUCUAGUUUUGCCUAUGCCUGCAGGGGGAGCGGGUCAUGUAUCCAGAGACUCCCUGGAACUGAGUGUAAAAGCUCUCUCUUCUGAAAGUGUUCUGGUCAGCUGGUUGUGUCCACAGCCGGCACCCUCAUUCCGUCUAUCAUGGAUGAGAUUAGGCACCAGUGCAGCACUUGGUUCCAUCACAGAGACUCUUGUUCCAGGAGAGAGAAGACAGUACCAUCUUACCCAACUCACACCGCGCUCGCAUUACCUCAUUUGCCUGCUGCCAUUACGACAGGAGAGCUUUUUCGGCUCGAGCAUUGGGACAGGUCACCCUGGAAGCAUUGAAACGAACAAUAAAGAUUCUGCUCCAGCUUGUGCUCAGAUAGAAACUGGAGCGCCUGUAGUGAACUCCAGGGCAGAGGGGUCAGAGAAGGACACACAAGACUCUGAGCUAUCAGCGUUGCCAUUGGCUGGGAUCAUUGGGGGUGCCACAGCAUUAGUAAGCCUCCUACUUAUCUUUGGCAUUUUUUGCUGGUAUGGACAAAGAACAAGUUUUAAGUCAGGGGACUCAAAUUCAUAUAACAGAGGGCGAGGAGGAAAAAAUUAUGAUGACUAUGUAGAGUCGGGGACAAAGAAAGACAAUUCCAUCUUGGAGAUAAGAGCCCCGCCUGCAGGGUUCCAGAUGACAGCCAUGACUCAUCAGCCUCUGCAGCCCAAACUGGAGGAUGUCACCUACAUUCACACCAUUUUUCCUUCUUCUUCUUCAUCAUCUUCUUCCCACGCAAAUGGGACAUACCGGAGCUGCCAAAGAGCCGGCAGCCUCAAUGGCACCAUCCUUAGCCAAACCAGCCACCACCAUGUCACUUAUGGUACCAACCGGGGCUACAGAGAGGGCGGCAUCCCCGAUAUAGAUUAUGCCUACACGUGAUGACACAGGGCCACACUCCCUGAGCCUUGAAUGCCUGGCGUGAUUUCUAUGAUGAUGACCCUGUGGCCAAUGGCCAUGUAGUCCUUGGUUUCCAAAGUACCCUUUGUGCCUCAGCUGGUUCAAGUCUGAUAUGUUUGCUAAGUAGAAGUGACUGUUUUCAGCCAUGUUGAUUGGAUAUUGCUAUUUUGUGAUGGAAGUAAUAGUCCUGCUAUACUGUACGCUACUACUGUAAUACACAUUACAGUGGGCCCUUCCUUCAGUGCUAUUUAUAUAUGUUAAAUUUCUCUCUUUUGGCUAUCUGUGUCUUUCAAAAACGCUGUUCUUCAUACACGGUAACUUAUUUGAGGUUGAUAUAUUAGGCUUAGCUGAUGUAAAAGGAGAUAUUUAUAAUAAGCAGGAAAGGCAAUUAAUGUGUAUAUAGAUAGCCCCCAUAUCUUCUAACCAACUGUAUGCUCUUUGCUGUGUAGAUGACAGGAUGACAGAGGGAAAAAUUGAUGGCUGUUGUAAUCCACAAAUGACAAUGAAUAGUGGUUGACGUGAAAAUACUUAUUCCAAGCACCCCCUUUUUUCCUCUGGAUUACUUCACCCAAUUUAAUUGUUCCUCCUUCCUGCCUCUUUGUUUUUAGCAGAGGCCCUUUCCUUUCAUUUCUCUCGUCUUUUGUGGUGCCGUGAGUAGAGGACAACUUUGUUCUCGCCAAGGGAGCUGACAGCAGUGAUAACAGUUCUGACAAAGACAUGAGACACGAACCGCCACAUGGGGAGACUAAUGAGUGGGGGAGAGAGAGCAGGAGGAAAGAGAGUCAGUAUGAUGGAUAGAUAGAUGUUUGGAUGGAGAGAGCAAACAUGAAGUAGAAGAGUGAAAGCUGCUGUUUUAGAAAUGGGAUUGAAAAAAUUGUGCCAGUUUAUCACAGAGUUGGGUUAGGGUUAGGGUUAACCCUAACCCAUAUUAGGAUAAAGAUUGGUUAAAAAGCCUCUGUAACAGUGUAAGUGUCAUCUGAACACUGCUAGACAUCUGGUGGAAGGCACCGUACAUACAUCAGUAGCACAUCCCAUCAAUGUGACUGCUGCACUCCACGAAGUCAAGCUCCACAUACUACUUGGAUUAUGUUACCAGUGAAAUUCUUAAUCAUUCUCUCUAAUGAUAUGAAAGAAACCAACUCAAGCAUCUUGAACUCCUAAUUUAGUAAGCCCAUUUAUUCUUGAGAGAUUGGUUGAAAUCACUGAAGUUUUAAAAACUCAUCAUUUUCUAGUGAAAAUUGAAACUUCAGUGUUCUAAUUACGCUGCAAAAAUUGACUCAUUAACAAUAUUAAACCCAAGUUAAAAGAAGUAUGAACUUUUUCUUUAUUUUAAAAGGACUGCAACAGUAUGUGAUGGGGGAAACACAUAUUCAAUUAGUGUAAUUAUACUGUAAUAGACCAAUAUCAAAUUGACUCAAGCUUCAUUUAUUUAUAAAUAGAGAUCUAUGAAUCAGACUAACUUUUAUAUGACGAUAGUCUCUUAAAGUCCACCUGAUAAUUUGCUAAGUGUCCAUGUUUGUAUAAAGUAGUAUGAGGCCCACAUUGAAAAGAAAAAUCUAAAAUUAAAAUUAAAAAUGCAUGCAUGUAUAGAAAUACAUUCACCAAAUCACAGUAAUAAGUUGCAACAUUACACAAAAAAGUAGUAUUAAAAGAAUGAAGUUGAAUAUUUUGGGAGAAAUUUGGAAUUAAAGGCAAGCCGCAGUAUCUCUAUAGAACUGCCAUCCAAUAAUCAGGUAAUUUAAUGAAUAUUGUUAUACCUGUUAAAAAUCCUUGCAGUUAGAAGUUAUUUCUUUCACGGCUACCUGACUGAUGUCCUAAACACAUACUAUUGUUUUGGUCCUAGAACCCCUCUGUGCAAUGGCAAAUUUGAAACGGUUCAACAAAUGCAUAGCCUCUUAUGCAUGUGUCCACACAAUAAUUAAAAGGUCUCUACUGAUGAUGGCUGCCAUCCUUGUUUGGAAUAAAAUAUAUGCAGGAUAAAUAAAGAUGAAAUACUUGGUGACCCUUGUUGGAAGAGCAGAUAUUUCAGUUGCCAGCAUGUCUGAGAUGGACUAGUUGGAAUGAUCCAGUUGACCCAGGGACUGCCGUCCAGUUUUAGUAGCCCUCAUGCAGCAAAGACAGAGAAGGGGAUGUUUUGUGAAGAGGGACAAGAGCCUGACCGCCACACUGUGCCCUUCAACACACACAGCAACACAGCAGGGAGGGCGGCAGCUGCUCUCCAAAAGCCCCCGCCGGUAACUUCUAGGGGAGGAGGAAUAGUCGAGCAGCGAUAUUGGCAAAGCUACUGUGUUGUUUUAAUUUUAUUCUUUCAUGUCUGCACUUGUUUUGAUGUCUCUGUUUUAUAGCACUGAGGCUACCUUUCACUCUGUAGAAAUCCUUAUUCCUUAAAAAAAAUAUGUCACUCUCAGAUGUCAUGACGAGAACGCUGAAGUUAUUGGUCUGUUGUCUUUUUUUCUACAUGAAUGAAUAAAGACUUAUUA
Messenger RNA from Syngnathoides biaculeatus (alligator pipefish), 5683 nucleotides. RefSeq names its product fibronectin leucine rich transmembrane protein 1b (gene flrt1b). The record is from RefSeq and is a predicted model, not a curated record. NCBI's taxonomy places the organism in Eukaryota, Metazoa, Chordata, Actinopteri, Syngnathiformes, Syngnathidae. Gene Ontology annotation, molecular function: protein binding. Bases 981 to 3185 code for a protein of 734 amino acids. The transcript is spliced from 3 exons.